AUGACUUUGGACGUUCCUAAACCACUCUUCCUGGUGCUGUCUGCAGCUUUGCAGGCCAUCGCGCUCUUUUCGCACGGUGGCUUGACGAGCAUUUUCGUAGUAUUUCUGGUGCUGAACGUCUUCGCACACACCAUCUAUGUUGUUUUCAUAUAUCUGAAUUUUGUCAGCCCUAUUCGACACUUUCCUACUCCAAAGGUACGCCACGGACCGCCUGAUGAUGCUUUUGCGCCGCGAACUAAAGUAUUACAAACAUAUGGAGCCCUUCCACUUCUUGGUCACUUUCUUACUGGACUGGAAGCUAACCGAGGCGAAGAACUUUUGAGGUGCAGCUUAGAAACUCCAAACGAUGGCCUCAUUCGUCUCAGAGGUCUAUUCAACUCGGACCAGCUCUUAAUAACUAGCCACAAGGCACAGGCUGAAGUUUUGGUCACUAAGCCUUAUGAGUUCCCAAAGCCGGAGAGAAGCAGAGAAUUUCUGCGCACUGGUCUCGGUGAUGGGAUGGUUGUCGCUGAAUGCGAGUACCACAAGCACCAGCGAAAGCAUGCCAUGCCAAGUUUCAGUUUCUGGCAGAUAAAAGACCUCUAUCCCCUAUCCUGGAAUAAGGCCAUGAAGAUGGCAAAAGUGAUUGACGAUGAAGUCUUCAGUCAACGGGAAUCUUCAGCAAAUGCUGAAGGCAAGCUAGUUGGGCUCACGGACAUUGAUCGAUGGGCACCGAAAGCUACCCUGGACAUUAUAGGUGUUGCGGGCUUGGGUCGAGAUUUCAAUACACUAGAGAACUCUGACGACCCAAUCGCCAAGCUCUACGCGGAUUUAUUUAUGCCUUCUUUAGGAACACGCAUGGAGUUUCGUACGAGAAAAAAGGAGUGCAUAAAGCGAGUAGAGGAUGCAUCGGUCGAUACCCUGGCGGCACUGAUCAAGAUAGACGUUUUCUCUGACAAUGAACUUGUUGAUCAGCUUCUGACAAUCCUUGUUGCCGGCCAUGAAACCACCUCAUCGUCCUUUACGUGGAUCACUUACCUUCUCAGCCUUCAUCCAGACAUUCAAUCGCGCGUCCGUGCAGAAAUACAUGCUGCAUUACCAAGUGGCUUUGCCCCUGGCAGAAGUCCCGAUUCCGACAUUGCUGCGAUUUUCGAAUCUCUGCCUCUUCUGAGUGGCGUUUGCCUUGAGACGCUCCGCCUAUUCCCACCCGUUCCGUCCACUUUGCGUCAAAGUACAAAAGACAAUACGCUGCUAGGCCAUCCCAUCGCUGCAGGUACCGUGCUUACAUUGGCGCCCUGGGUGAGCAACAACUCUCCUGCGCUUUGGGGUCCUGACGUCCAUGAAAUCAAACCAGACAGGGGGAUAGAUUGUGAAACCGGAAAACCAAAUCAGACCGGUGGUGUGUCGACAAAUUACGCUUUCAUGACAUUUCUUCACGGGCCCCGCAGUUGCAUUGGCCAGCAAUUUGCAAAGGCCGAGUUGAGGGCGCUGGUGGCUGCUUUUGUCGGCAUGUUUGAAUGGACACUGGCUGAUCAAAAUAAGAAAAUAGAGCCUGCGAUAGUGAUCACUGUGAAGCCAAAGGACGGUUUGAAUCUGAGACUAACCAAGAUUAGAGACGGGUGA
Cladophialophora psammophila CBS 110553 is the source of this 1602-nucleotide messenger RNA. RefSeq lists its product as uncharacterized. The record is from RefSeq and is a predicted model, not a curated record. Bases 1 to 1602 code for a protein of 533 amino acids. Gene Ontology annotation, molecular function: oxidoreductase activity, acting on paired donors, with incorporation or reduction of molecular oxygen; iron ion binding; monooxygenase activity. Lineage: Eukaryota; Fungi; Ascomycota; Eurotiomycetes; Chaetothyriales; Herpotrichiellaceae. The transcript has 4 exons.